GAAAUUGCAGACCAAGAAUUAGCAGAAGCCAUUCAAAAAUCAGCUGAGGAUGCAGAGCGUCAGAAGCCAUGAUGCAUGUAGUGUGUGUGUGCUGCAGCUGGAGUGGGCCCAGACCAGAGAAAAGCAGUAAAGAAUCUACCUCACUGGGAACGCCAUCAUUGCUGACUUCAGAAGGACUCAACCAUCCAGCUCCUUCAGGGCACAGUCCUGAGGUUGGUAGCCCUACGAGUCUCGCUCGCUCUGUCUCUGCUUCUGUCUGCGCCAUCAAGCCCAGUGACCCCAAUAGCAUUGGAUCUCCAGCUGUGGAGGCGACAAAGGCUUCAGCUGAAUUCCAGACAAACUCUAAGAAAACAGACCCUCCUCUGCAGGUCCUCCCUGAUCUCGCUUCCUCGGCAGAACGGAGUCUGGCUAUGCCUUUGCAUAAUUCAUCAGACGAAGCAUUUGUUACAGGUAAUCUGGAGAAAUCUGCUGAAAAAAGAACCCAGGGCCUCAGAGUUUAUCUCCACACAAGACAGGAUGCUAGUUUAUCUCUCACAACUACUAUGACGCAUGAGCCACAGAUAUUUGUGGAGGAAAAGAGUUGGCAUCCAGAAAAUCAGAACUCAAGUCAAGUGAACGGCCUUCAGCAGCACAGAGAAACAGAGCGUGUGCAGAGUGAGGCUGGAGCCCAGAGUGUUCCACGUGACCGGGAGUGUCUCUGUCACACAGAAGACCUUGAGCUUCAGGAAGAAGCUGUCCGUUGGGAAGCUGUGAUGAAAGGCAGUGGGGCACUACUGAGCACCGCUCAUCUUCUCAGUGCAGAGGAAGGUCUUCCAGCUCCAGGGCGCUGUAGCUGCUCCUGCUCAGAAGCCCUGAUGGAGGUGGAUUCAGCUGAACAGUCUCCAGUCGCUAGCUGCAACUCCACAGGCAGGCACGUCAUCUCGAGCCCUGGUGUGUCACAUCUCACUUCAGAGCAUCCCUCUAUGGAAGUAGAAACAUCACAGUGUAACCUCUCCUGUGAAUGUGUGGAACAUUCCAUCUUGACUCGGGAUUUGCAGCUCCCAGAUAAUGUUGAAAUGUCUACAAUGGAUAACAAAGAUGACCGCUCCUCUUCCCCUCUCAGUGGCCAUGGUCAGCCCUCUCUGGAGUCAGCAGAAGAAUUUUGUUCAUCUGUCACAGUGGCCUUGAAAGAACUACAUGAGCUUUUGGUCAUUAGCUGUAAGCCAGCUUCAGAAGACUCACAUGAGGACAUCACCUGUCAGUCAGAAAUAGCAGCUGAGAGCCAAACAAGCAUUUCAGACCUUACAGGCAGGAGUGCCCAAAGUGAGCAUCUGACCCCUAGUGACCAGCACCCACAAGUCUCCUGUCCCCAGGCCACCUCUGAGUCAGAAAAGACAGAAAUCUUAGGAGCUGCACCCCAUGCUGCGGGAGAGGAUGAUACAUCCACUGGCUUUGGAGGUCUAGGUGAUGGCUUGUCACCUGGCCAAGAAGGCCUCCCCAGAUCAACAGAGCCAGUCAGGAAGAGCUGUUCUGUCGCCAUGACUUCGGCUAAACUGUCUGAGCAGUUGCCCUGCACCUCAGUUGUGGAGAGCUCACUGGAGCUUGCAGCAGGUGAGGAGGGGGCCCACAGUCAGCCUUCUGAGCAUGUGCAGAAUCCGGGCCCAGACAGGCCCGAGACCAGCACUGUCUGCCCCGGAGCUGUGUUGCCCUUCGGUGGAUUGGACCAACCUACCACACAGUCCUUGUCCACUCCCUCCACUCUUCCACCCUUUGUCUUUCCUGCUGCAGAUGUGGACAGGAUUCUUGGUGCCGGCUUCACUCUGCAGGAAGCUCUCGGGGCUUUGCAUCGAGUUGGUGGGAACGCAGACCUUGCACUUCUUGUUUUGUUAGCAAAGAACAUUGUAGUCCCUACAUAAUUGUGGGAAAGUGGGCUAGGCCGAGUCUCAUUCCUUUUGAAAAAGCCCUUUUCACACAAAUAUGCUCAAUACACAUUCUCUCUCUCUCUCUCUCUCUCUCUCUCUCUCUCUCUCUCUCUCAUACACACACAAUAUGUGUAGAAAAUCUGCAAGCAAAAUGUUGAGCCAGAUUUUUUUUCCGGCCAAAGUAAUUUAUGAUCUUUUGUCUGAUGAAUUUGUCUAUCCUACUUGUUAAAUUUUGGGCCUUUUAAUUGUAUUGGCAGUGUGUGCAUACAAAAGCUUUUUAUUCUCAUUAAGAUGAUGUAUUCUGGAAUAAAGCGGAUGGUUUUGUGUAUAGCACACCAUUUUAGAAUGAGUGAAUGCUUUGAAAGCAGGAGUCAGGAGCCUGCCUGCCACCUAUGGAGCUAGGACAGAUGAGCUGCCCGUGUGGCUCUGGCUGUGCUGUGUGCAGGUAUGGCCUGUAACAGGAAGCUGGAGAAGUAACUUUAGAGUUGUAUGUUUUACGGAGAAGGGAAUAACUUCCAGAGUUGUAUGUUUUGAUUUGUGUGCUCAGGGUUGACAUUUAAAUAGGGUGAGUGGGAGGGCUUAAACCUUGGGCUGUCUUGUGCAUCAUAGGCUGCUUCGUGGACUGAUUGCCAAAUACUUUCAUGACCAUGGGUAGGGCGUGGGGAAAUUCACAUGAGAGUGAAACUUGGUGCUACUUGUAUUUAAAAAGGGAAGGGGAAACCGUGGUCGUAAUUCCAUUUGUAAGUGUCAAGGACUGUGAGUUAAAGAUAAUGGCUUAGACAAACAUGGGCGUGUACUAGAGACAGGGUUGAGGUAUCUCACACCCUCGGCAGUGAUCGGGGUUUGACCACCAGGAACCUGCUGGCUGUGCAAACUCAUCUGCUAAGACGUUGUUCCCAUGUUCAGUCGAGCCAUGUGAGACAGCACUGGAGAACCUUUGUCCCUGUCCUCUCAGUGCAUGGACCGAGAGUCCAUGAGCGUCCCUCGUGGCAGUGGAAAAACAAUGGAAGUUCUGACAACAGUGGCCUUGGUACAGUCUUCAUCCCUUUCUUUCCUCAGGAGUUUCUUUUCUCAGCAGGAUCCAUGUUUGUGUUCAUCGAGCUGAGCUGGAGUGGGGCAGAAUGUGUAGCUGUGUAUUGUGGCCUUUUUAGUGUCAGCUCUCGCCUUGCAAGUCGCUGUCCCAUGGGCCCCACUGUGCAAUAAUCACUCCAGAUAGGUUUGCGAGCAUCCUCUCCUGGAACAGUAACUGUUGUCUGAGGUGUCUGACAGGAAUCCCGAAUCUUGCUCUUCUUGAAAAGGAUUUUGAGGAUAGUUCCUGGUUCUGGAAUGAGAGUUUGCAGUCAUUAAAAUGAAAGUGUUGAAA
This is a messenger RNA of Rattus rattus (black rat), 3264 nucleotides long. RefSeq names its product regulator of solute carriers 1 (gene Rsc1a1). The record is from RefSeq and is a predicted model, not a curated record. The transcript has 3 exons. NCBI's taxonomy places the organism in Eukaryota, Metazoa, Chordata, Mammalia, Rodentia, Muridae. The coding region runs from base 69 to 1895 and encodes 608 amino acids.